Acanthosepion pharaonis is the source of this 702-nucleotide messenger RNA. The record is from the annotation of a GenBank genome assembly. Lineage: Eukaryota; Metazoa; Mollusca; Cephalopoda; Sepiida; Sepiidae.
AUGGAGUUAUUUCCCCUGAUAGCCUUAGUUCAACUAAUCAACGAUCCUAAAAGAAUCAUGGGAGGAUUUCUAAGCCAUUCAAUUGAUGUGGAGUCAGCAUAUCCAAGUCCUGAAGCAUGCAAAAAUACAUGCCACUUUCAUGACCCACGUUCACCAUCCCUGGAUAUCAAUAGGACGCCAAUAAUGGUGGCUGACCCAGUCCAUACAAUUCUGGACCCUCGAUCACCUUCUGAAGGAAUAGAACGUACACCCAUUACUUAUCAGUUGCCUCAGAAAUACAGAAAGUCGUGUACCACAGAUGAUGCUUCUCAGACAUUAGACAAAAUUCCGCCGCUCUGCUUUGAAGAUGACAUGGACAUUUCAAAAACAGAAGAAAACGACCAGUUGUCCCCCUCCUUUAUUGCAGAGAUAGAUAGUGGUGAUGAAAAUAAAAAUGACUCCAAUCUGGAAUCAGUGAAGAUCUCUCUUAAUUUCUCUCUUUCUCUCUUUCUUUUUUCUCUCUCUCUCUCUCUUUUUUACCUCUCUCUUUCUCUCUCUCUCUUUCUCUCUCUCAUUUCUCUCUCUCUCUUUCUUCUCUUUCUCUCUCUCUCUUUUAUGGAACUUCUCUCUAUGAAGCAAAUCUCUUUUUCUCUCUCUCUCUCUCUCUCAAAAGUUUUCUCUCUCUCUUUGACUCAAUUCUCCUCUCUCUCUCUCCGUUUAUAA